This is a messenger RNA of Bathycoccus prasinos, 963 nucleotides long. RefSeq lists its product with no specific name. The record is from RefSeq and is a predicted model, not a curated record. Lineage: Eukaryota; Viridiplantae; Chlorophyta; Mamiellophyceae; Mamiellales; Bathycoccaceae. The transcript has a single exon. Gene Ontology annotation, molecular function: oxidoreductase activity. Bases 1 to 963 code for a protein of 320 amino acids.
AUGGUCGCGCAUCGCACUCGUUCCUACUCUCAUGCGAGUGCUUUUCGCGACUGUACGACGACGAGUACGUGCAGACGUUUUUCCUCGUCGAAUUUCCAUCGCGGCGGGAACGGAGAUAUCAUCGACCAUCCGGGAAACAGACAAAACUUUCUCAAGGUUUCCUCCUCGUCUACUCGCGAUUUGAAAAUCAAAUCCGCCUGGGGGGACGACGUGCAGUUCUUUCCCUGUACGUUCGUCAAGAAACCAAGAAAAGUAACCGCAAAAGGCGACUUGUAUGCACUCUCGAUUGGUGGUGGACAUUUGGAUGAAAUGAUGGAAAAAUUUUCCACCCCGGGGCAGUACGUGCAGAUGAAAGUGCUUCCGUCGGACAAACCGGCGUUUAUCGCCGUCGCGAACGGACCUAAAAUGGCGAAGAAAACGAACUCGUUCGAGUUUUUAGUGAAACGUCCGAGCGAAGGGUACGCGGAUAAAGACACCGGGGAGGUUUUACAGUCGACGGCGCAAAAAGUGUGCGAUUUGGAUUCGGAGGAGGCGAGCGUACUCGUCUCGGCGCCGAUGGGGAAAGGAUUUCGUCUCCCGGAGGACGAGAUCGGGGACGUGUUGUGCUUUGCAGCCGGGAGUGGGAUUAGUCCGGUGAAAAGUUUCUUAGAAGAAGAAGGGUUUACGCAUAACGGCGAGACGUACGUUUUUUACGGCACGAGAGAUGCCGCGCACACGGCGUUCGCGGAGGAGUUGAAGACGACGAUGGGCGGUCGAGCGAAAAUCGUCAACGCGUACAGCGCGGACGGGAACGGGUACGCGCAGGAUUAUUUUAAAAGAAUGAUAGAUUCCGGGGAGUUGAAGUUGAAAGAUCCGAAAAAAGCGAUCGCGGUUCUGUGCGGGCAGAAAGAGAUGACGGAACAAACGAUCGAGAUGUUAGAAAACGCCGGCGUGCCGCGAGAACGCAUUCUCAUGAACUUUUAA